AUGAAGGUGUGUUUUAAGGGGGUCUAGGAUUGUUGUAGCUCCACUUGCAUUGUAUUUCGGCCGUUUGCAGCUCGCCACAGCUACCGUACUCCUCUCCUCGCUUCUUUUGAGCUCUUUCUCUUUUGAGCACGGCCAGGAGGACACUCUGGAAAGCCUUUUCCCGCGUUCCGGAGACGGUGACGUCAUCUUUCUGGAUCUGUCCGAUGUCGACCACGCAAAUGGAGCCGAGGUUCCUUUAGACUUUUUUGAACGCAAUUUUAUGUGGAUGCUCUUCAGAUUCCGCGAAAUUUGACAGAGGAGGACACAAAAAUCAUUCCGACCAACAUUGAUUUCGCCGCUUUGAAGUGAGUUUUCCCUGAGCAUAAAUGCUGAAAAUUAAAAUUUAGAGAGGCGUAUGCGAAGGAGAAUAAGGCCGAGAGAUUCCUUCCGUCUCGACUCUUUUUCGAGGACAAAAAGAGAAAGUAA
Molecule: messenger RNA, 465 nt
Organism: Caenorhabditis sp. 36 PRJEB53466
Lineage: Eukaryota; Metazoa; Nematoda; Chromadorea; Rhabditida; Rhabditidae
Source: the annotation of a GenBank genome assembly